Arabis nemorensis is the source of this 1113-nucleotide messenger RNA. Lineage: Eukaryota; Viridiplantae; Streptophyta; Magnoliopsida; Brassicales; Brassicaceae. The record is from the annotation of a GenBank genome assembly.
AUGUCUGAAUACGCAAACAAGAAGACUCGUGGUGCUUUCAUCGCGGCCGUGUUCGCAAUGCAAGGUGUUGGUAUCUUGGCCGGAGGGUUCGUGGCACUUGCCGUAUCUUCCAUUUUCGACAAGAAGUUCCCAGCUCCGAUCUAUUCAGUCAACAGGGCUCUCUCAACGCCUCCNCAAGCUGAUUACAUUUGGAGAAUCAUCGUCAUGUUUGGUGCNCUACCCGCAGCCUUGACUUACUACUGGCGUAUGAANAUGCCAGAAACCGCUCGUUACACCGCUUUGGUGGCNAAGAACAUCAAACANGCCACACAAGACAUGUCCAAGGUCUUACAAGUGGAGCUUGAGAUGGAGGAAAGAGCAGAGGAUAUUGUUCAAGACCCGAGACUUAACUAUGGCUUAUUCUCCAAGGAAUUCCUCAGACGCCACGGUCUUCCCCUCCUCGGAUGUACCUCUACGUGGUUCUUGCUUGACAUUGCCUUCUACAGCCAGAACUUGUUCCAAAAGGAUAUCUUUUCGGCUAUCGGAUGGAUCCCAAAGGCAGCAACCAUGAACGGAAUCCAUGAGGUUUUCAUGAUCGCUAGGGCACAAACCCUCAUCGCACUGUGCAGUACCGUCCCAGGUUACUGGUUCACAGUCGCAUUUAUUGAAAUCAUGGGAAGGUUCUGGAUCCAGCUAAUGGGAUUCUUCAUGAUGACUGUUUUUAUGUUCGCCAUUGCCUUCCCUUACAACCACUGGAUCAAACCGGACAACCGUAUCGGAUUCGUGGUCAUGUACUCGCUCACUUUCUUCUUUGCCAACUUUGGACCCAACGCAACCACGUUUAUUGUCCCCGCGGAGAUCUUCCCGGCCAGGCUAAGGUCUACAUGCCACGGAAUAUCAGCCGCGACAGGUAAGGCUGGAGCCAUCGUGGGAGCAUUUGGUUUCUUAUAUGCGGCUCAGCCACAAGACAAGACCAAGACAGACGCAGGUUACCCACCAGGCAUUGGAGUCAAGAACUCAUUGAUCAUGCUUGGUGUCAUUAACUUCAUCGGUAUGCUCUUCACCUUCCUCGUCCCUGAGCCCAAGGGCAAGUCCCUUGAAGAGCUCUCUGGCGAGACUGAGGUUGAGAAAUGA